Molecule: messenger RNA, 843 nt
Organism: Ambispora leptoticha
Lineage: Eukaryota; Fungi; Glomeromycota; Glomeromycetes; Archaeosporales; Ambisporaceae
Source: the annotation of a GenBank genome assembly
AUGACAACGGCGAAUUCACCUCAUUCUGGUACUAGUCACCAAAAUCUAUCUGAGAGUAGUAAUAGUAAUACAAAUUCCGCCUCUUCCUCAUCAGGACGUACUUUGCCAAUGUCGACAAAUCAUACCGCUUCGACCCCCGCACCGAUAAUGUUUAAAACAAUCAAUAGUCCACCACCUAUGUCAGAUUUCACCGAUAAUGCCACUACAAACAAUGGCGAUAAAGCAAUCACUAACCAGACCUCUACGACUAUCAAUGGACAACAUCAACCAUCCAUGAAUCCAACGGCAUUAAAUUCAUCAAAACUGGCACUUUCUUUUAUUGCUACUUCGCCAGUCGCAUUAGAAGCGUCUACCGCGUCAAUUAUAGCCACAAGUUCGGUGCCCAAUGAAUCAAUUAUCACAGUUCAAAAUGUUGGCAAUCGUGGACGAAAACGCUCUUCCACCACAAUUUCCGAAGAUUCGAUGCCAAUGUCGAUUGAAGAUGAGAUCGCGAUAAAACGCAUGAAAAAUACAGAAGCUGCACGCAGAUCCCGGUUGCGGAAAGCCCAACGAAUGGAAGCACUUGAGCAAGAAAUUUCUGAAUUAAAAUCCGAAAAUUCCCGAUUACAAACUCGGGUUGCAGUAUUAGAAAGCGAGAAAGCGUCAUUACGUGAGAAAAGUCUCGAGAAAGAUGCGCGAGUCAGACAAUUAGAACAGCAAUUAAGCGAGGCCUAUGAGCGUUUAGUUAAACGUGAUCCGUCAUCGUCAAUUAGAAUACUGGAUGAUUGUGAAAAAUAUCAAACAGUUGCAAUCGGAAAAGCAUCCUUCAAUAGUGAAAGUUCACCACCACUUGUCAUUGAUUGA